Molecule: messenger RNA, 3675 nt
Organism: Fonsecaea pedrosoi CBS 271.37
Lineage: Eukaryota; Fungi; Ascomycota; Eurotiomycetes; Chaetothyriales; Herpotrichiellaceae
Exons: 1
Coding region: 1-3675 (1224 amino acids)
Molecular function (GO): protein binding
Source: RefSeq, a predicted model, not a curated record
AUGAAUGACCCAGGAUCGCAUUAUCCACUACGAGAAAAAAUAAGCCCCGUCGAGGUUGCUCAAAAUGUUCUCCCAAAAGAACGGCAAAAACUCCCUGGAUCGCCUUCUCAACUUCAGGAUCUUGCAGUCGUAUACAAUGACAAGUUCAAAACAAGCAGGAACAUAGAGGAUCUAGAAACAGCGCUUCAGCUGUUCCGGGCGGCCUUGGAUAAGACUCCACCGGGUGAUGAUAAAAGGGCCCAUCGACUUCAUGCCCUCGCUGAUGCAUACUAUGUUAGACACCAGAGCACAAAGUCCAGGGUCGACGUGGAUAAAGCAAUCGAGCUAUUCCAGGAAGCCCUUGCUUUGACCCCUUCAGACCAUCCAGCACAGGCAUUUCGACUCCAAUGUCUAGGAACUAUGUACGGAUCCAGAUACUACAAAACAUUGGAUAUGGCAGAUAUCGACAAAGCGAUCCAGCUGCUAGAAGAAUCUCUUAACAAAACAAGCGUAGACCACCCAAACCUGGCAGACCGAAAGUUUGUCCUAGGCUGUGGAUAUAAGGACAGGUUUCCAAGGUCCAGGAAGAUGACAGAUAUCGAUAAAGCGGUUCGAUUGCUCGAAGAAGCCAUUCAACAAACUCCAUUAGGCCACGCAUACCGAGAGCCCCGACUCCACGUCCUUGGACACUCAUAUGAAUACAGAUACUACAGCAAAUGGGAUAUUGAAGACCUUCGUUUAUCAAUUCAAUGCUUCCAGGAGUCCCUGGACAAGAUGCCUCUUGACCAUCCACUCCGACCGUCUCGACUUAGCCUUCUUGGAUGCAAGUAUAGAGAUAAGUUCCAAGCAACUAUGGAGAAAACCGAUAUCGAAAAAGCGAUUGAACGACUGCAAGAGGCUCUCCACCAGACUCCCUUGGACCAUCCAGACCGACCAUCUCGACUUGAGGAGAUUGCAAAUGCAUAUGGGUGCCGCUACCAUUUGAAUCGGGACGCAAAAGAUCUUGAUUUAUCAAUCCAGAGCAUAGAGGAAUCCCUUGAGAAGACCCCUUCAGAUCAUCCAGACCGAGCGACUCGGCUUCAGACUCUUGGAGCUGGCUACCAAUAUCGAUCCGGACAGAAAGGGAGUCUAGAGGACCUUAGCGACGCAAUUCGGCUAUACUACGCGUCUCUCAAUAUAACAUCCCCGGACGAUCCACAUAGGGUAUCUCGACUUGUUUGUCUUGGAGCUGCGUAUGAAACUAGAUUCCGAAUGAUUGGGGCUGUAGCAGAUAUCGAUGCCGCCAUCUAUCUGUUCAAGGAAUCGGUUGGCAAAACUCCGCCUAAUCAUCCUGAACUAGCGGAUCGACUUCAAUGGCUCGGAAACGCACAUGAAUGCAGGUAUCUGAGGAAAGGGGACGACGAAGACUUCAAGUUGGCUGUUCAAUCACAGCAGAAAUCUCUUGAAAUUACAGCUCCACAAGACCCACGGAAGGGAUCUCGACUUUUGGAGCUCGCUAUCGUGUACAGAGACCAUUUCGGUAGGGCACGGAAUAGGGAGCACCUGGAAAGGUGCAUCCAGCUGUGUCAAGAAUCCCCUGAUAUAACGCCUUCUGAUGAUCGGUCCAAGCCUCUUCGACUUUGCAUCCUUGGAACUGGAUAUGCAUUGAGAUAUGACAUCACUCGAGCCGCGACAGACGUUCAAAUGGCACUUCGGGUGCUUGAAGAUGCCGUCCGCAUAACGAAACCCGACGAUCCUAAUUCGGCAUUCCGACUUAAUUUACUUGGAUCAACCUAUAAGAAUAGAUAUCGGGACACUAGGAAUAAGGAUGAUCUUGACAUGGCAAUACAGCGGCUUCAGGCUUCCCUUGAUCACACUCAAUCAGGAACCCAGCACCGUUUAAGCGCCGGUAUGACCUUGUAUGGGCUAUACGUCGAAGUCAAAGACUGGGCGAAAGCUUACCAAGCUGCCUCGAAGGCGGUACAUCUUGUCCCACGCCUUACAUCACGAUCUCUCGAAAAUGCCGACAAGCAAAAUAAGCUUCGCGAAGUUGUUGGCCUCGCUGGAGAUGCAGCAGCUAUUGCGCUCAAUGCUGGAAAGAACGCCUUCGAGGCUCUCCAAAUACUUGAACUUGGUCGUGGAGUGAUUACAGGAUCUCUGAGUGAACUCCGCACUGAUCUAAGAGAUCUUCAGAACCAUCACCCAGACCUGGCAAACGAAUAUGUACACCUCUGCCAGCAACUUGACCCUCCUCCCACAUUGGUUCAGGCUCCGGGCAUUCAGCAACGUGGUUUCGACCAUUGGCUUGCCGAUCUUCGGACUGAACAACAUCUUCCUGCAAUCCGAGAACUCUCUCGUGUCGAAAAAAGUCGUGACUCUUCCUGGCAGGGUCGACAUGAAUUACGUCAUGAUGCUGCAGACAAUCUCGAUAAGUUGAUUAGAGAAAUCCGGAAUAAUCCUGGGUUUGAGGAUUUCUUGCUUGCUCCAGUCGAAUGUGCCGUGAAAGAGGCCGCGAGACACGGCCCUAUCGUUGUGAUCAACGUUAGCCCGUUACGUUGCGAUGCGCUAUUGAUCGAGCCGCACAGGGUCCGGUCCUUGGCUCUUCCUCACCUCAAGAGCCAUGAAAUCGAGGAGAAGGCGCGGCAAUACAAUCUGGACAGCCCUCGGGUCCUGGAAUGGCUUUGGGACGUGGUUGCGAAUCCGAUUCUAACCGAGAUUCGAUUGACACAACCGCCCUCCGGCGAUGACUGGCCACGUAUAUGGUGGAUUCCCACCGGGUCUCUGAGCAAAUUCCCGGUUCACGCAGCGGGGUAUCACUCCAAGUGCUCCAGGGAAACAGUGCUCGAUAGAGUCAUGUCGUCGUACAGUACCUCCAUCAGGGCCAUUAUCCACAGCCGCCGAAACGGCCGCUCUAGUAGUCCGUCAUCAACCCCUCUCAAAGCACUUCUUGUUGCCAUGCCGGACACGCCGAAUCAGAAGGCACUUCCUUUCGCAAGCGAGGAGGUCGCGAUGCUCCGAGCACUCUCUCCAUCAAUGUCGCUCCGUCCCGUAGAGCCGAAACGGUGCAAGCAAGAUGUAGUCCAGGAGCUCUCCGAUUGCGCCAUAUUCCAUUUUGCUGGCCACGGUCGGACGGACGACACUGAUCCUUCACAAAAUUGCCUGCUCUUAUCGGACUGGGAGAUUGAUCCACUGACGGUCGGCACUCUUCUCCAGAUGAAUCUCCGAAAGUGCUCACCGUUUCUUGCCUACCUCUCUGCCUGCGGGACCGGUCGUAUUGGGAAUGCGAAAUUCGUCGACGAGAGUAUCCACCUGAUCAGCGCUUGCCAAUUGGCCGGGUUUCGCCACGUCAUCGGCACGCUGUGGGAGGUGAACGACAGACUCUGUGUGGACGUUGCCAGAGUCACGUACGAGGAGAUGAGGAACCGAACGAAGGACGGACACCUUGCGGACGACGCUAUUUGCCGGGGCCUUCACAUCGCUAUCAGGCAGGUUCGAGAGCGCUGGUUGAAUAAAUCAGCACCUGCCAGAUGCGUGGCCGGGUCGAACGAGGUCGACAAACCCCCUGCAGUGGUGGAAGCGACCGUUCGAGGGACAGGUCAACAGGCCCGGAACCAUGAUAACAGGUUCGGGAGAGAUAUCGUGUCGUGUGAUGAGGACGACGAAGAAGAAUCGACAAAAUCACUAUUGUGGGUCCCCUAUGUUCAUUUCGGCGUUUGA